UCAGACAUCUUCUCUUCUCUCUGCCUCUCACUUCAUCCAGUUCGCCUGGAACCCCCUCACCAUGUCGAUCCUAUCGAUGGUCGAGGACCGCCCGACACCCAAGGAGGUGUACAACUGGCGCAUCUACCUGCUGGCUGCGGUCGCCUCGUGCACCUCGUGCAUGAUCGGCUACGACAGCGCCUUCAUCGGCACCACCCUCUCCCUGACCUCCUUCAAGGACGAAUUCCACUGGAGUUCCAUGUCCAGCGCCACCCAGAGCCUCGUCAGCGCCAACAUCGUCUCGUGCUACCAGGCCGGCGCCUUCUUCGGCGCCUUCUUCGCCUACCCGAUCGGCCACUUCUGGGGCCGCCGCUGGGGCCUGAUGGCCUCCGCCCUGAUCUUUAUCCUCGGGGCCGGCCUGAUGCUGGGCGCCAACGGCCAGCGCGGCCUGGGGCUGAUCUACGCCGGGCGCGUGCUGGCCGGCCUGGGAGUCGGCGCCGGCUCCAACAUCACCCCCAUCUACAUCUCCGAGCUGUCGCCCCCGGCCAUCCGUGGUCGCCUCGUCGGCGUCUACGAACUGGGCUGGCAGAUUGGGGGUCUUGUCGGCUUCUGGAUCAACUACGGCGUCGAUCAAACCAUGGCCCCCAGCCACAAGCAAUGGCUCAUCCCCUUUGCCGUGCAACUGAUCCCGUCCGGCCUCCUAAUCUUCGGCAUAUUUCUGAUCCGCGAGUCUCCCCGCUGGCUGUUCCUCCGCGGACGCCGCGAAGAGGCGAUCAAGAACCUGACCUGGAUCCGCCAGAUCCCCGAAGACCAUAUCUACAUGAUCGAGGAGAUUGGGGCAAUCGACCAAACCCUCGAGCACCAACGUUCCACCAUCGGCCUCGGCUUCUGGAAGCCGUUCAAGGCUGUCUGGACCAACAAGAAGAUCCUCUACCGGCUGUUCCUGGGCAGUAUGCUGUUCUUCUGGCAGAACGGGUCAGGCAUCAACGCCAUCAACUACUACUCUCCCACGGUGUUCAAGAGCAUCGGCCUGACCGGCACGAGCGCUAGUCUGCUGACAACGGGUAUAUUUGGAGUUGUCAAGACUGUGGUCACUAUCCUCUGGAUCCUGUAUCUGAUUGACCGGCUUGGUCGCCGGAAUCUGUUGCUCUUUGGCGCCCUCGGCGGGUCGAUCUGCAUGUGGAUCCUGGGUGCCUAUAUCAAGGUCGCGGACCCGACGAACAACCCGACUGAUCAUCUCAGUGGCGGUGGUGUCGCUGCCAUCUUCUUCUUUUAUCUCUGGACCGCGUUUUAUACCCCUUCUUGGAACGGUACGCCUUGGGUUAUCAACUCUGAAAUGUUCGACCCCAAUGUCCGCUCCCUCGCGCAAGCCUGCGCCGCCGGCUCCAACUGGCUUUGGAACUUCCUGAUCUCGCGCUUCACGCCGCAGAUGUUUGACGCGAUGGACUACGGCGUGUACUUCUUCUUCGCGUCGCUGAUGCUGCUGUCCAUCCCGUUCGUGUUCUUCCUCAUCCCCGAGACCAAGGGCAUCCCGCUGGAGAACAUGGACCCGCUGUUCGAGACCAAGCCCAUAUGGCGCGCCCACGCCAAGGUGCUGGCCCAGUUGCAUGAGGAUGAGGAGCACUUCAGGAGGGACUUGGAGGAGAGUGGGUUUAAGAAGAGUGGGGUCGAGCAGGUGGAGGAUAUGGCGAAGGUUUGAU
Molecule: messenger RNA, 1679 nt
Organism: Aspergillus heteromorphus CBS 117.55
Lineage: Eukaryota; Fungi; Ascomycota; Eurotiomycetes; Eurotiales; Aspergillaceae
Product: sugar porter family MFS transporter
Exons: 3
Coding region: 62-1678 (538 amino acids)
Biological process (GO): carbohydrate transport; transmembrane transport
Cellular component (GO): membrane
Molecular function (GO): carbohydrate:proton symporter activity
Source: RefSeq, a predicted model, not a curated record